UUUUAAACAUUAUGUAAUGUUCUAUUUCUAACCUCAAUGUUUCCCGUUUCGGUUCGAGCCACUCACAAUACAGAUAGUAUUUUAAUUGCGAAUCGGUUUCGCCCAUAUCUUAUCGUCAACUGCCAUCAGAUAAACGAUAAAUUUUAUGUACUAUCUUCGCGGAUGAGAGCUCAGUAUCAUUCAAACUGCAGGAAGACUCACUAUGGUUGACCUAAUCACUACAUGCAUUGCAUAUUACACUGAAGCCUUACAGCCUUACAUGAUCUUCUAUUUACGCAAUAUUAUCUUUCAAUGCAAGCUGUAGCUUUGACCAAUGUUAGGGUGAAUAGUAUAGGUAAAUGUAGUGAGUGAAAAGUGUAUUGCAUGAUCCUAACGCGUUGAUUGUUCGUUUGAAGUUACUGCCCUGUAUUGUGAUACAAGUCGAGGCAUAAUGUUGGAUUACACUAAUGAGUUAGAAUUGCAAAAAGAAGCAGACGAAGUGGAACAACUUGCUAUGACUUCCUUAGGAAGACUAAUAUUUGUAGAUUUACAUUGUAGACAUUCAAACUCUUUAUCUUCAGAUAAACCAUCUGUAGAUGUUGUUGAUUCCUUAUCACUUGCUUUUGAAAACCUUUUUUAUAUGCCAUUUGACAUUAUUGAAAAUUAUAGUAAUACUCUCCACACACUGGAUAUUAGUCAUAAUAAGUUUAGUAGAAAUUUACAAUUUUUGGCAGAAUUUGAAAAUUUAACAUCUUUAAACCUAGACCAUAAUAAUAUAGAUGAUCACACAGUUUUUCCACAUAUGCCAAAACUUCAGCUUCUGUGGUUAAAUCAUAAUAAUAUAGAAGAAUUGUAUCCAUUUAUUAAGAAUCUCUAUGAGAGUCUACCCAACCUCAGAUAUUUGUGCCUUAUGGGAAACAAGGCAGCACCAAGUUAUUUAAAUGGUGGUACCUUUUAUGAUUAUCUUCAGUACAGGUUAUACGUCAUAUCUUGGUUCCCUCAUUUGGUACAUCUGGAUGAUAGAGCUGUGACUCCAGAACAACGACAGGAGGCAAAAAGGCUUUUCAAGCGACCACUGUUAGAGAAUCUAACUGAAAAUGCUCCUCUUCCAGAAUGCAUUAGACAUCUACACAACAAAAUUGCAAAUAUAUUUUCAAAACCUACACUGCCUUGUAAGUUGAAAGCAAGAGGAACAAAUACACAGAAGCAACCACAUAGGGCAGUAACAAAACAAGUGUAUUGUAUAAUUUAAUACAGUAUAGAAGAAAUUGCAUACAUAUAUUUAUCUUUUUCAUACUUGGAACUAACUAAUAUGAUUGGCUUGUUUACAUAGAAAAAAAUGAUUUUACAAUGCAUACGAACUCAACAAGAAUGUAUUUAAUUAUACAAUAAUUGUUAUUAAUUAAUAGAACUUAACUACUAUUCAGGAAUUACAUACGUUUAAUUUUGCAAUAACUUUUUGUAAAUGUUAUGUUACGUACUUCUACAACGCAUGUACUUGUUGUAUUUUAUCAGAAAUAUUUUAUACCAAUGCCUAUAACGAAUAAAAAUAAAAGUCUUUAUUACGAAACUAUA
Messenger RNA from Bombus pyrosoma, 1554 nucleotides. Its product is annotated as leucine-rich melanocyte differentiation-associated protein-like. The record is from RefSeq and is a predicted model, not a curated record. Lineage: Eukaryota; Metazoa; Arthropoda; Insecta; Hymenoptera; Apidae. Gene Ontology annotation, molecular function: protein binding. Bases 431 to 1231 code for a protein of 266 amino acids. The transcript has 5 exons.